UUUAUUAAAUUUAAGAGUGUAUAGGUCGUUUUAGCACACUAAAUUUUAAACGACAAGCAAGUGCUACAUUUACGGUCAGUUUUAUAAAUUUUUAGUCAGAAAUUGUACAUUCGCUGCGUUAAAAAAAUAACUGAAAAUGUUGCUACAGAAGUUAUGUAUGCGAACACUGCACACCACGCGCCAGCUGUGCGUGAGUGGAGCCGGUGUGGGUGCGGGCAUGCAGAAGAGCGCCCUGGCAGCUCUUCGCAAGAAGACCGGCUACACGUUUGCCAAUUGUAAAAAGGCGCUGGAGUUGCAUAACAACGAUGUGCAGCAAGCGGAGAAAUGGUUACAUGAGCAGGCACAAUCCUUGGGCUGGUCGAAGGCUACCAAAGUAGCGGACCGUGUCACCACACAGGGGCUGGUGGGUGUGCUGGUCAGCGGUAAUCGUGGCGCCAUGGUGGAACUCAACUGCGAGACAGACUUUGUGGCACGCAAUGAUACGUUUAAGCGUUUUGUUGACCAUGUUUCACGCAUAGUUUUACACUAUACGGACUUGACAGAGUUUGAUGGUGACUUGUGGAAACUUGGCUUCGACUCUGAUGCCUUGAAGAAUCUAGCCACACCACAAGGCGGCAAUUUGGGUGAUCAUUUAGCGCUGCUUAUAGGUGCAAUGGGCGAGAACGCCAGCAUACGACGAGCGCUUUGUUUUAAGGUCAACAAUGAUUUACGGCUGGCCGGCUAUGCACAUCCAGCACCCACCAAUGUGGGCACUAUACAAAAUAUUACACAAGUUGGAAAAUACGGCGCUAUUGUAGCCUUCCGCUCCAAGCAAGAAUUUGACGAUGUGGAAUUUCAAAAGAGCAUAUGCCAGCAAAUUGUGGGCAUGAAACCUUUGAAAGUAGGUGAAUAUGAGAAGGACAAGCCAGCGGAGAAUAAGGACGAUGAAACGUGUCUCAUACACCAAGAGUAUCUGUUGGAUGCGGACAAAACUAUGGGUGAAAUGCUGCAGGAGCAACAAAUCCAAGUUGUGGACUAUCAUCGCUUUGAAUGCGGCGAAAAGACGCAACGGGAACUGGCCGAAAUUAUGCAAAACCAACAGCGACAGAGCAGCAACUAAUUAACUAUAAUAAUUUGUUAUAACCUUGAUUGUUAAUACUGACUUUCUGGUCAACAUUUUUGCAUGCCAAAAAAGAACAGCGAACCAGAAU
This is a messenger RNA of Drosophila busckii, 1190 nucleotides long. It is a transcript of the gene mEFTs, whose product is annotated as elongation factor Ts, mitochondrial. Bases 137 to 1099 code for a protein of 320 amino acids. Gene Ontology annotation, biological process: mitochondrial translational elongation. Gene Ontology annotation, molecular function: translation elongation factor activity; protein binding. Gene Ontology annotation, cellular component: mitochondrial matrix. The transcript is spliced from 3 exons. The record is from RefSeq and is a predicted model, not a curated record. Lineage: Eukaryota; Metazoa; Arthropoda; Insecta; Diptera; Drosophilidae.